AUGACAUUCAUCGACGAUGCCAUGAAGUACAAGGCUAUGAUCAAAUAUCUGUCCGGCAGAAUAACAGGCAAUCAAUGGUUACCGAGCGUGAGCGAGCGGGAACACAGCGCCUAUGGUGUUCUCCUACGCAGGGCACGCGGUGAAUACGUCUGCGAUCCGGAGCCUGUCAAUGCCUGGCUUCUUGCAGCAGUCCAGAAGAUUAACGUAGCCGUCGCGUUCACCAUGAGCACCCAGACAACAGAUGUUAUCUUCUCUACUAUUCAACCACAUCAGACCGAUCUGGCCUUACCUAACGGAUCGCAACUCCAGAUCGUGAACUCGUUGGCAGAGAUCGCCUCGUCUUCGUCUGGAAGCAUCCGAAAGUUCCAAUAUGCUGCGCUGGUGCGCGAGGAGAAGCUGCUGCUAGUAUGGCAUGACGAGCUAGAUAAGAUCCUGAACCAUGCUGCAAACAUUGAAGGAAAAUUGCUUGCAAUGAUCUGGGGCUCGACCGCAUCCCCGUUUUCGGCUCUUGGCACGCCUCUGAACAUGACUAAUCAACAUUCCGUUGUGAACUCGGAAGCAAACUCAACACACAACUUGCCCCUUGAUGAGAAGAAAGAGCCCGUUGAGGCGACCGAAGAAGUAUCCUCCAUCGAUGAAGAGGCCCAAAAUCCUGAGUCGCUGGGACGUCCCCUCGUCUUCGUUUCGAGUGUUAUGGUCGGUUUCUCAGUAUGCCUCCUAGUCGUGUUGAUGCUUGGCUUCGGGAGCGCGAAUCUUGUGCUCCAGUCACUGACCGAUGGAAACUUCAUACGCAUGGCUCUACUGGCUACUGUACCCAUCUUCAUGCUGUUCAGUAUGUUCUUCGCCAUCUGUCUGUUCACAGAUCUUUUCCAGCUCAUUGGGCCGAUCGGUGGGUUGAAGAAAAACACCAGGUUCUUCUCUGCUAUCAAGCCAGACCUCUCACGUGCAUAUGCCAGCGGCUUCAGGCCGCCACCAAUGACCAUCCAGAUGCCAGUAUACAAGGAGUCUCUUCAAGGUGUCAUCAUCCCAACUGUUACUAGUUUGAAGCAGGCCAUUUCUCACUACGAGUCUCACGGGGGCACCGCAUCCAUCUUCAUCAACGACGAUGGUCUCGCACAUCUUUCCGAGGACGAGGCCAGAGAGCGUGUUGAGUUCUAUCACGACAACAACAUCGGUUGGGUCUCCCGCCCAAAGCACAACGAUGACGGUUUUAUACGCAAGGGCAAAUUCAAGAAGGCUUCCAACAUGAACUUUGCCCUGAACAUUUCCAACAAGGUCGAGGACAAACUUGAUCAGAUGGUCAAUGAGCUGGAGAAGGAUGGCUAUCUUGACGACCGCGAGGAAGAGCGACUUUACAAGGCUGCCCUCAAACAGGUUCUCGAUGAAAACCCGAGAGCAAAGGCUGAUGGGAACAUUCGUGUUGGAGAGUUCAUCCUCAUCGUCGACUCUGAUACCCAAGUGCCUGCCGACUGUCUCCUAUAUGGUGCUGCGGAGAUGUAUCUUAGCCCAGAAGUCGCCAUCAUCCAACAUUCCACUGGUGUCAUGCAAGUCUCCUGGGACUACUUUGAGAAUGGUAUCACCUUCUUCACCAAUCUUAUCUACUCUGCUGUUAGUUUUGCUGUUGGAUCUGGCGAAACCGCCCCUUUCGUCGGCCACAACGCUUUCCUUCGCUGGCAAGCUGUACAGUCUGUUGGUCGCCACGAAGAAAAUGGGUAUAUCGCUUUCUGGUCCGAAUCGCACGUAUCAGAGGAUUUUGACAUCGCUCUUCGUCUCCAGAUCGCCGGCAAUAUCGUCCGCCUAGCCACCUACCACGACAACCAAUUCAAGGAGGGUGUCUCACUCACAAUCUACGACGAACUUGCACGAUGGGAAAAGUACGCAUACGGUUGCAACGAGCUCGUCUUCAACCCUGUCCACCAAUGGCUCUGGAAGUCUCCCUUCACCCCGCUCUUCCGCACAUUCCUAUGGUCCGACAUGCAGCUGAGCUCCAAGAUCACCAUACUCGGCUACAUCUCAUCCUACUACGCCCUCGCCUCCGGCUUCCCGCUCACCAUCCUCAACUACUUCCUUAUCGGCUGGUUCAACGGCCACCUCGACAAGUUCUACAUGGAGUCCUGGAAAGUCUUCCUCUCGCUCGUCAUCGUCUUCUCGCUCCUCGGCAACGUCGCCCUCGCCGUCCUGCGCUACCGCCUCGGCGAAAAGGCCCUCUUCCCCGCCCUGCUCGAGAACUUCAAGUGGAUGCCCAUGUUCGCCGUCUUCUUCGGCGGCCUGCCCUUCCAUCUCAACCUCGCCAUCCUCGCACAUAUGUUUAAGAUCGAUAUGCAGUGGGGCGCUACCGCUAAGGAGAAGGAAAACUCGAAUUUCUUCAAGGAGAUGCCCAAAAUCUUUAACAGCUUCAAGUGGCUGUAUGCCAUCUUGGUGCCGCUUGUCGGCGGUAUGAUCUACCUGGGCUGCUUCGCGCCCCGCGGCUGGGAAAUCAAUAGCAUUGCCGCGAUUGUGCCCAUGAGCAUUACGUUGGCGAGUCACGCGCUGAUGCCGCUGAUGCUGAAUCCGAGUUUGAUGGUCUUUAAUUACUAA
Pseudovirgaria hyperparasitica is the source of this 2577-nucleotide messenger RNA. RefSeq lists its product as uncharacterized. The coding region runs from base 1 to 2577 and encodes 858 amino acids. The record is from RefSeq and is a predicted model, not a curated record. The transcript has 5 exons. NCBI's taxonomy places the organism in Eukaryota, Fungi, Ascomycota, Dothideomycetes, Acrospermales, Acrospermaceae.